CGACCUUCGUUGACUGAAUCAUCAACCACCAUGUCAUCGCCAAAACUACCACGCGUUGCCAUCACGUACUGUACGCAAUGUAGAUGGAUGCUCAGAGCCGCAUACUUUGGCCAGGAACUCCUGUCGACCUUCGGAACCGCCAUUGGCGAGAUUGCUCUCAUCCCUGCUUCCGGUGGCAUCUUCACCGUCUACCUCACACACGUCCCGCCCGGCUCCGAAGAGAACGCUCAACCAGAAGAGAUUCUGUUGUGGGACAGGAAGGCAGAGGAAGGCUUCCCUGAUACCAAGAUUUUGAAACAACGUCUGAGAAACCACAUCGAGCCUGGUCGCGACCUCGGUCACUCUGAUAAGCCUCACAAGACUCAGACCGCCGACACUCCUGCCAAACCAGCCGAGCCUGCUCAGACCUCUGCGCCUGCUGCACAAGAGGGAACAAAAGACUGUGAGGACUGCAAAUAGUUUUCUCGACUAGCUAUAGCUACAUUAUACUACACUGUCAUCACAUCUUCCACACAAUCUUCCUUACAAGCCCAGUGCACUCAUCUCGGCCAAUGCCUGCCGGAGUCUCUGAUUCUCCUGCCGAAGGUCUUGGAUAACAAACUCGUCCUUGCUGCGCUCUUGCUUGACUGCCGUCUGUACCGCAGCCUGGAACCCUUCAUCCAUCUUGCUCUCGACUUUAGCAUCAAUAUUGGCUGCCAACCUCUCGGUCUCUCUACACUGCGCGUACAACU
Aureobasidium pullulans EXF-150 is the source of this 731-nucleotide messenger RNA. RefSeq lists its product as uncharacterized. The transcript has a single exon. NCBI's taxonomy places the organism in Eukaryota, Fungi, Ascomycota, Dothideomycetes, Dothideales, Saccotheciaceae. The record is from RefSeq and is a predicted model, not a curated record. The coding region runs from base 31 to 459 and encodes 142 amino acids.